Striga hermonthica is the source of this 1503-nucleotide messenger RNA. The record is from the annotation of a GenBank genome assembly. NCBI's taxonomy places the organism in Eukaryota, Viridiplantae, Streptophyta, Magnoliopsida, Lamiales, Orobanchaceae.
AUGGAGAAGAAGAGCGAUCGCAAUGGAGAUGCAGUUGAAAGGCGGCCCAAGACGAAGAUCGUGUGCACGCUGGGGCCAGCCUCCCGGUCCGUGCCCAUGGUGGAGAAGCUACUUCGGGCCGGGAUGAACGUGGCCCGGUUCAACUUCUCACACGGAUCUUAUGAGUACCAUCAGGAGACUCUCGAUAACCUCCGCAGAGCCAUGGAGAACACCGGCAUCCUCUGCGCCGGCCCGGAAAUCCGAACUGGGUUCUUGAAAGAUGGCAAGCCUGUCCAACUGAAACAGGGCCAAGAGAUUACGAUAUCCACCGACUACAGUAUAAAGGGUGAUGAGAAGAUGAUCUGCAUGAGCUACAAAAAGCUGGCUGAGGACGUCAAGCCGGGAAGUGUGAUACUCUGUGCUGAUGGUACAAUAUCAUUCUCUGUUUUGUCUUGUGACAAAGAACAAGGCUUGGUACAGUGCCGCUGUGAGAACACGGCAGUCCUUGGUGAGAAAAAGAAUGUCAACCUUCCUGGGGUCAUCGUGGACCUUCCAACUCUGACUGAGAAAGACAAGGAAGAUAUCUUGAAAUGGGGGGUCCCGAAUGAUAUCGACAUGAUUGCUCUUUCUUUCGUUCGCAAAGGUUCUGACUUGGUGGAGGUCCGCAAGUUGCUGGGUGAACAUGCCAAGAACAUCCUUCUCAUGUCUAAGGUUGAAAAUCAAGAAGGGGUGGCAAACUUUGAUGAGAUCCUUGCCAACUCUGAUGCAUUCAUGGUGGCCAGAGGAGACCUGGGGAUGGAAAUCCCCAUCGAGAAGAUAUUCUUGGCCCAGAAGGUGAUGAUCUACAAAUGCAACAUCCAGGGAAAGCCCGUUGUGACAGCCACCCAGAUGCUGGAGUCCAUGAUCAAGUCCCCACGACCGACCCGUGCGGAAGCCACCGACGUAGCCAAUGCCGUUCUCGACGGGACAGACUGCGUCAUGCUGAGUGGUGAAACAGCCGCCGGAGCCUACCCGGACCUCGCUGUCGGCACCAUGGCUAAAAUAUGUAUCGAGGCCGAGGGCACUAUCGACUAUGGAGAUGUAUUCAAACGGAUAACUGUAAAUGCACCUGUCCCCAUGAGCCCGCUCGAGAGCCUGGCCUCGUCUGCCGUUAGGACGGCCAACUCUGCUGGGGCUGCUCUUAUAUUGGUCCUGACCAGAGGAGGGAGCACGGCCAAGCUGGUGGCCAAGUACCGGCCGGGAAUGCCGAUACUGUCGGUGGUGGUCCCUGAGAUCAAGACCGACUCAUUUGAUUGGUCGUGCAGCGACGAGUCGCCUGCCAGGCACAGCCUCAUUUUCAGGGGUUUGGUUCCGAUACUGUGUGCAGGGUCCACAAGAGCGUCCCGUGAGGAGUCGACUGAGGAGGCACUGGUGUUUGCUCUAGAACACGCUAAGGGUAAAGGGCUGUGCAGGGCUGGUGAUGCUGUUGUGGUCCUCCAUCGGAUUGGAGCUGCAUCUGUUAUCAAGAUUGUUACGGUCAAGUGA